Lindgomyces ingoldianus is the source of this 1674-nucleotide messenger RNA. Its product is annotated as aldehyde dehydrogenase. Gene Ontology annotation, molecular function: succinate-semialdehyde dehydrogenase (NAD+) activity. Bases 46 to 1536 code for a protein of 496 amino acids. The transcript is spliced from 4 exons. NCBI's taxonomy places the organism in Eukaryota, Fungi, Ascomycota, Dothideomycetes, Pleosporales, Lindgomycetaceae. The record is from RefSeq and is a predicted model, not a curated record.
CCGACAAUUCACAUAUUUGAGCUCCUAUCUUAUCCCUAUUACACGAUGCCAUUCAUCAAUUCCCCCACCUCCAAGGACAACCUUCCAGUCGUUCCUCUUUGGAUCAAUGGUUCUGCACAGCCCAUUGAUGGGCACUCCCUCUUUCCUGUCACAAGUUCCGUUCAGGAAAAGGUAAUUCAUAAUGCUGUUUCUGCCUCGCCGGCAUCUGCUACUAAAGCCUGCAACGCGGCGGCUACUGCUUUUACGUCCUGGCGUAAGACAUCGCCCGCGCAUCGCCGUGCUCUGUUGCUCAAGGCUGCAGACAUUCUCGAUAGCCGGGCAGAAGAGAUCAUGGAUUGGCAAAUGGCAGAGACAAGCUGCCCGAAAGAAUUUGCCGGCUUCAAUAUCAAGGCGGGAACCAUCUAUGUUCGCGAAAUAGCGGCUGCUACGAGCGAACUCCGUGGUACUGUGCCGCAGAAAUCAAUGGGUCCAACCGGAGAAGAGGUGGGAGGUCUGACGGUUGUGGUAAGAGAGCCAAUUGGUGUCGUUUUGAUUAUUCCUCCUUGGAAUGGUGCUGUGAUACUCCCCCUUCGUGCUAUAAGCAUGGCUCUCGCUGCAGGUUGCACGAUCGUCGUUAAGGCUUCUGAACUCUGUCCGCGAACGCAUAGCCUCUUGGUCGAAUGCUUCGAGGAAGCCGGGAUUCCGGCCGGCGUAAUCAACAUGAUCCAAGCACGACGCGAAGAUGCAGCACUAGUUGUUGAAGCUAUCGUCUCCCAUAAAGCGGUUCGAAAAGUCGAUUUUAUCGGUAGUGCUGCAGUUGGCAGCAAGAUUGGCCAGGUCUGCGCGAAGUAUUUAAAACCCGUGUUGAUGGAGCUGGGAGGGAAGGGGCCGGCAAUUGUCCUGGAGGAUGCAGAUUUGGAGAAGACUGCAUUUCUGUGUGCAAUGGGCGCUGUGCUUGACCACGGUCAACUCUGCUUUUCCACAGAGCGUAUCAUCGUCCACAAGUCGAUAUAUGAGAAGUUCACGCAAAUACUCGCUGCCGUAAUGUCGAAAAUACCCAAAGCAGGAGAUGCCGUGACCCAACAAUCUGCAACGCACGCCUAUGACGUCUUAGUGGACGCACAGGAGAAAGGCGCGACGUUCCUUGUUGGAGGCCCAGAGUACAUUAGCAAGACGAGCCUCAAACCGACGCUCGUGACGAACGUAAAGCCCGAUGCUCGGAUCUGGGACGAGGAGACUUUUGGGCCUUCAGCUACCGUGUACAUUGCCGAAGACGAUGAAGAUGCAAUUACGAAGGCGAAUGAUUCUGCGUAUGGAUUGAGCGCUGCGGUGCAUAGCACGAGUUGGGAACAUGCGUACAAUGUAGCAAAAUACCUAGAAUAUGGGCAGGUGCAGAUCAACAACAUGACUUGCACAGACUCGCCCGGUGGGCCUAUCCGCGGAGUCAAAGGGUCAGGUUGGGGACAGUCCAAUUCGAUAUGGGGGUUGCAUGAGUUCUCGAUUGAGAAGACGAUUGCAUUCCAUCCUUCAAGCGAAAGCAAUAUGCUCAUCCACUGAGCAAAUUAUGCAUGUUCCAACGCAGUUUGUAGCACCUGAGAGGGUACGGACCUGCAUUUCAACAUCGCAUUGCGAUCGAUAUCACUCCAUCUAUUAUUCUACUCUCCUGCUGAUCUUACGAAUAAUAAUGCUUCUUUG